Vitrella brassicaformis is the source of this 1696-nucleotide messenger RNA. Lineage: Eukaryota; Vitrellaceae. The record is from the annotation of a GenBank genome assembly.
UCACACCUGCACAGAGAGAGAGAAGAAGGAUCUCAUGAUGUCCCCGGCCACUUGUGUGCUCUCUGGUUGAUGCCUGGCUGACUGACCUGGAAAACCUCCAUCCGCUGGACGGUGAAGUUGCAGGUCUCAGCACCACAGAGGCUCGCGUGGUUGCUGGUGAUGGUCUUGCCCACAAAUUUCCUGUUGGCCGGCAGCUCCUCCUUCCACACCCACUGAUGACAGUUGAGAAGGUCGUCACUUGGGCCGUGCUCGCCAAAUCCCAGCCACAGGCGGCCGCCAGCGAUGGCCACCUUGCCAUGUGGCACACCGUUCUCGUUCGUCACCGCCCCCUUGGUGCCCGCCACCCACACAGACUGCUGGUCCUGUGGCACGUCGAUCUUGGUGAUGCCCUCUUCGAACGCACCGCACACCGAGAAGAGCGACACGGGGCAGUCGAACAGCAGCUGAGAUGUGGGGUCGGCUGGCAGGUGCAGCUUGGUGUCGGCGAAGACUGCGAUGGUGUUGGUGGCAUUGCACUUGACGACGAACAGGAGGCCGCGCCGCCCCACCACACGCUGCACCAAACUUGCAUACGACGAACCGUGCAGCGAACUCCUGACACAGCCAGACGUGCCGACGAAUGCAUGUAGCAUGGCGCUAUGGCCCUUCGUUUGUCUGCUCUCACUUGAAGAGGCAGAGUUUCUUUGGCUCCUCCUUGCCGAGCAUCUCGAGGAGGGUCUGCAUGACGUCGUUGGCGAGGAUGUUGGGGUACAUGGCCCCGAGGACGCCGUACAUCUCACUCACACGCACCAGCUCAUCCUGGUCGGCACACGAGGGCGGCGGGACAACGGCGCCAUCGGGGGAGAGGCGACACCGACGAGCGAAGUCGACGAUCCUGAAGACACCAACAGACGAAUAGAUGAGCUCUUUUGUUGCCUCUGGUGGUUGUCUGGGUGCCUACGAGUCGAAGUGGUGUGCAGACACAUCGACAACGGGAGUGCGACCAUACCUGGACACGCGACACAGGGGAGAAGGAGAGCCAAUCAUCACCAAAUCAUCCUUCCCCCUUCCCCCCUGUCUGCGCCGUCUUCUCACUUGGUGAAUCGGUCGUUGAGUGUGUCGAAGUCGGCCAGAGUGGCAUCGGUGGUCGCCACUGUGCGGCCGUCCACACUCACACUGAGCACCUCCGCCCCUCCCCUGCCUCCCCGGACGGCCGACGACUUGAUGAAGACGCCCAUCUUGUCAAUGAAACUGCGGAAUGCCGAUUGGCUCUCGCUGUACCUGUGCGGUCUGUCGAUGGCGAUGGGCGACUCGGCGAAGAAUAUGCCGUGGUAGAAGGGGAUGGGCUGCACGGCGUCGAAGAUCUUGAUCUCGUCGACCCACCCAUGCAUCAAACGGGUCAGCUUCUCACACAACCUGACACACACACAAACACAGGGCAGUGAGUCAAUCUGUGUCAUUGGCUGCAUGCUCCCAUCGUCCCUCACCAUAUGAAGUAGAGUGGGUCUGCGUCGAUGAAGAUCGUCCCGUCGGCAUCAUUGAGCAUCCACUCGUCGAACCGGUGCAGCAGCACCGCCACACACGUGCGCCUCAGCCCCUCGCGCAGCAGCACGCCACUCGGGAACGCAAUGACAUAGCCGCCGACGUUGAUCUGCGUCACGCCGCCACUCAUGCUGCCUCCUGUGGCCUUGCUGCUCGCCGGGGAUGGCGCCUCCAU